This is a messenger RNA of Bubalus bubalis (water buffalo), 813 nucleotides long. RefSeq names its product chromosome 6 C1orf122 homolog (gene C6H1orf122). The transcript has 3 exons. The record is from RefSeq and is a predicted model, not a curated record. Bases 101 to 433 code for a protein of 110 amino acids. Lineage: Eukaryota; Metazoa; Chordata; Mammalia; Artiodactyla; Bovidae.
ACGGGGCGGGGCGCUGCUUUGCAGAGUCCUAGCGCAGCGCUGGGGGCCGGGGGGUGGGGGCGGCCGAAAGGGGGGCGGUGGUCGGGCCGCGCAGGCGGAGAUGGAAUGGGGCCCGGGCUCAGACUGGUCACGGGGGGAGGCUGCCGGCGUGGACCGUGGGAAGGCGGGGCUGGGGCUCGGCGGGAGGCCACCCCCGCAGCCGCCCCGGGAUGAGCGCGCCCAGCAGCUGCUGGACGCCGUGGAGCAGCGGCAGAGGCAGCUCCUGGACACCAUCGCCGCCUGCGAGGAGAUGCUACGGCAGCUGGGCCGCCGGCGCCCGGAGCCGGCUGGUGGCGGGAAUGUCUCAGCCAAACCUGGAGCGCCCUCCCAGCCAGCUGUCUCCUCCAGAGGUGGCUUUCCAAAGGAUGCUAGCGAUGGAGCUGCGGAGCCUUGACCAUCCCCGAGCCGGGCGCCCUAUCUUCUCUCCCUCCCCGGGGCUGGUGGCUGGACUCUGAACAACUCCCUUUCAAUAAAGGGGCCAGUCUUCACUGGCAAUGGCUGGUAUUUGGCUGUCAGCCUGGGGAGGCAGCUUGCUAGCAGCUGGGUUCACUCCCACUUCAUCCUGGCUGAAGGCAGUGCUGAGCUCUGAAAUGUAGCUGACGAAUGAAUACCCAGUCUGAUUACCCAGAUUUGGGCAGACCAGCAGUGCUCGCCAGAAUUAUCUGACCUGUUCUGGGGGAUCCAGGUGGUGUUACAUGCCCAUUUCAUGCUUUGGGGGUUCCUAGCCCCACAAAACACUUUUAGCAGAGCCUUUAUUAAAAGGAAUCCUGCAGA